Molecule: messenger RNA, 1674 nt
Organism: Malassezia pachydermatis
Lineage: Eukaryota; Fungi; Basidiomycota; Malasseziomycetes; Malasseziales; Malasseziaceae
Product: trna (guanine-n7-)-methyltransferase subunit trm82
Exons: 4
Coding region: 1-1674 (557 amino acids)
Biological process (GO): RNA (guanine-N7)-methylation
Cellular component (GO): cytosol; nucleus; tRNA methyltransferase complex
Molecular function (GO): tRNA (guanine(46)-N7)-methyltransferase activity; protein binding
Source: RefSeq, a predicted model, not a curated record
AUGCCGGAGGCGACGCUGACGCCGCUGCCUGUGCAUGCGAUCGAUGUAUCGACGAAACAUGUGAUGGCCCUUACCGGUGCCAACAUUCUUGUAUACGACCGCGCCUCAGGUGCUUUGCAUGCCUCGUUAGAGGCCCACAUUGACGCGGCGCCGCAUGAUGGGCCGAUUGUCAACGUAGCGCAUUUCCCUCGUCUGUGUGCCUUCUCGCCCAGUGGCGACUAUGUUGCUGUGGCAUCGGACGACAAGAUAUUGCGUGUAUGGCAUGUAGACCACCUGGCCUAUGGCGAAGAAGUGAUGCUGCAGCGCCUCGCGAAGCGGGCUGGUACGCUGCAGUGGACAUGCUAUGCGGACCAUGGCGAAGAGGUCGUGGUCGCCGAUAAAUUUGGCGACGUAUGGAGUUUCCCGUUAGACCUAACACAGCCCGUCAUUUCUCUCGAUGCGUUGGCAGAGGUCAAUGCGGAUGCGGAUACGAGCGUGUCUGCAUGGCAGCCGCGCCUGGGCCAUGUGAGUAUGGUGACAUGCUUAGCCUUCUUGGGCGAGGAGGGCCACGUGCCUCAUACGAUCGUGACGUGUGAUCGUGACGAGCAUAUCCGUCUCUCACGGUGGGGUCCACACCGUGCGGCGUACGUGGUCGAGUCGUACCUGCUCGGCUCCCGUAGCUGCGUCGGUGCGUUAGCCGUCCUACCUGCUGCGUCGGCAUCGCAGGCCGGCUUGCCUGCGCACGACAAGCCUGUGCUCAUUACCAGUGAUGGCGGAGCUUGCCUGCGCGUAUGGUGUGCGACGGCACAAGGCGCGUACCAGCUGCAUGCGACUGUACAUCUGACAGCCACACCGCUGCUGGAGCAUGUCACGAUCGAUGCGGGUGUGGAGCGCCGUCGUGAGAAAGCAGCGUCGAAUCUGGCGUUCCAGGGCGUGUUUGAUCCUAGCGAGCCGGAGCCUGCUUCCAAGCGUACGAAGCGCUCGGACGGCCAAGACGAAGCCUCUUCGACGCCGACUAGCGGCACAACGCUGGUCAUCCAGCGUCUUGUGCCAUACACCUAUCAAAACCGCACGUGGCUCCUUGUAUGUGUGGAGGGCGCAGAUGCUGUGUACAGUGUCGCCCUGGAUCAAUUGCAGGCCGACGCCACAGACAUGGAGCCUGUCACGAGCAUGGUAGGCGCGCCUGUGCUUGGCGCAGCCCUAGCCUCGACCUCGGAUGGCGUGCCGGAGCUCUGGGUCUGCUGUGACGAUCGUGCGGGUCUCGGGUGUGCACCGCCGGUGCGUCGCCUUGUAUGGAAGGACGACAAGUGGGUCAUGGUGCCACCCCCCUCGGGCGACGUACGUGCCCUCAUGGACGCCGAGACGGCUUCAGAGACGCAGACGGUGGACAAAGUGCCUCAGCCAGCGCAGGGCGCAACCUUGGUCGCGGUGCCGCAUACACCUCGUGCGCUAGCACCACCAGCGACGUUGUCCAAGUUGUGCCUGUAUUCGCAAAUCAUGACAUGGCCCAAGCCGCCGCAGAACAAUGCGGAUGGCUCUCCUUUCCCGAGCUCUUUCCUGGCACAGCGCUCGGAGCAAGUCGCACGCGAUAUGGUCGAGCGAUUCCAAGCGGGCAAACGCGCUGCAGGGCGUGCGAAGAACCAGCAGAGCAUCCAACAGCAGUUUGGCUUCGGCAUCAACUGCUCUGCCACGUAG